AUGCCAGCAAACGCGACGUACCGGCAGGGCGCGGGGCGACAGCGACACCACAAGCACCGCCUUGGGCGCAUGCUGGUGCCGCAUGGCCGUGUUUCCGGGCUACUCUUCACGGUGAACCCUCGACAGGAAUCGAAGGCCCUCCGCGAGCUACAGUUGUACCUGCAGCCCCUCAUCGCCGAUCUCGAGGAGGCCCAGCGGAAGGCGGAGGAGAAGGCAGACGCAAAGGAAGAAGACAGGACAGGUGCGCCAGCGGACCCGACGCAGCGCAAGGAAGAACCGGACUCGCCGCAAAGAGGCGCGGAUGCGGCAGCGCCCGUCCCGCCCUCCACCUCCAGCCUCCUCGAGGCCGAACUGGCCGAGUACGUCAAGGCCGGGGCAGGGGGCCGCCGUGAGGAUAGGAGGCGAAGCAGGGCGGAGGACGCGAGCGGCGCUACAACAAACGACGACGACGAGAGCAACGCGGAUGCGGGGCGGCCGCCUGCAGGGAAGCGGCGGCGACACGAUGCGGAGGCAACCCAACAAACGGCACCGAAUUACCCAAGGUGGUUGGCGCAGCUCGAGACGGGUUGCAAAGGACACCUGAUGGUCAGUAUUCCCUUCCCCGCGGAGGAAUGCAAGACAGCAGCUGUCGAAAAAGAAAAUGAACCAGCCACGGUGGGGGCUCAGAUUUGGACGGAGGGCGCCGCGGAGACGACGGCGCCGCCCCCCGCUUCCACCGAGGAAGCGGAGCGGCAUGGCCAGGGCGCGCCGCCCCAUUCUAUCCUCUACAACCCGCUGGUGCGCACGAUCGUGGAACGCAUUUUUGACGACAUCGAAGAAAACCCGCGCCCGCUCCUGCGAAACUGUUUUCGGCUCAUGCCUUGUGAGCUGACGUGCUGCCCCACCCUGCCGGAGAUGCGCGCGGGGCUGGAGCGCCUCGUGGAAGCGCACUUUCCUCACACGGAAGACCCCCGACGGCUCCACCGCGUGGGCCUUUCUUUCAAGGUUAAGAACAACACAGGGGUAGAGAACAAAAAGGCUUACUUCCGCGCGGCCCUCGAAGCCGUGUUGCCAGCAAACCGCUUCGUAGUUAUUCCGGCGGCCCGGAGCAAGAACUACGACGGCGGGGUGGGGGCGAUGUUCUGCGUUCUUGUUGCGCACGCGACGUGCGCGAUGGGGGUGCAGCGGCGCUUCUCCGAGCGCGGCGAGUUCAACCUUCACGCCUUGGGCGCCAAGCAUCUCGAGCUUUCCUCCUCUGUCUAG
Molecule: messenger RNA, 1242 nt
Organism: Trypanosoma rangeli
Lineage: Eukaryota; Euglenozoa; Kinetoplastea; Trypanosomatida; Trypanosomatidae
Exons: 1
Coding region: 1-1242 (413 amino acids)
Biological process (GO): tRNA modification
Molecular function (GO): RNA binding
Source: RefSeq, a predicted model, not a curated record